UAUUGGCAACAUGGUCACGACCGAACAGUGGAGAUAGCUACCUCGCUAUAGAAGGAGCGAGGAUGAGUGGCGGACGCGGCAGCCGCGGGGCUGGCCGGAAACGUCCGGCGGCUGGGAGAGGGGCGUCCGAGCCCCCGCCUUUCGACGACGACAUCGUGUGUGAGGUGCAGGCCCUGUUCAGUAAGGUCAGAGGUUACCGGCGGCCGGAGGGCGGGGCUUGGAGGCUGCCGGAGGCGGGGUCUGUGCUGACGGAACCCCCCCAGCUCCACCCACGGCUGCAGGAGCUCAAGCGCUCGCUCAACGCCGUCAAGAACCAGCUCAGCGACAAGGACCUGGAGACCUGGCACCAGCACACCUGCUCCACCAACAGAGCCGGCACCGUCACCGCACACCUGCGCACCACCGCCAACGCAGAGCUGUGCACGCAGGCGUGGGCCAAGUUCUAUGAGGUGUUGGGCACGUUCGAACUGCUCCCAGCGGAGGCACUGCAGCAGGGCGAGCUGCACUCGGUGCACCUGUGCGAGGCCCCGGGCGCGUUCAUCUCCGCUCUCAACCACUUCCUGCGCACUCAGCUGCCUGCUGCCAAGCACUGGACCUGGGUGGCUAACACGCCAACCUCCUUCACGGGGCCAACGCGCCGCGACACCAUCGCCGGCGACCGCUGCUGACGCCGCACGCUGCCCUGGUGGUUCUUCGGCUCGGACGACACGGGCGACAUCACGCGGCGGGAGCACCUGCUGGAGCUGCAGGCGCUGGUGCGUCGCCACGGCGACCGCGCGGGCACACACCUGGUGACGGCGGACGGCAGCUUCGACUGCCAGGAGGGACCGGCGAAAGCAGGGAGGCGCGGUGGCCCCUGCAGCUGGGCGAGGGGCAGGCGCCUCAUGGUCCUAGCCAGCAACGGCUCGCUCGUCCUCAAGAUGUUCACGCUUCUGGAACAUUCCAGCGUCUGCCUGGUCUACCUGCUGGCCUGCUGCUUCCGACAGCUCAGCGUCUUCAAGCCCGCCACCAGCAAGCCCGGCAACUCGGAGCUCUACCUGGUGUGUGUGGGCUUCCAGCCGCCGGACACGCUGCGUCCCCUCCUGGCCAAGCUGCUGCGGCUCUACGGGCCCGACAUGACCAGAGGGGGCGCCGUGGGGCUCUUCCCCGCACGCUGCAUUCCCGACUCGUUCCUACGGCAACACGAGGAGGUGUGCGUGUUCUUCCACGACCUGCAGGUGGCCACCAUCAGAGAGAACCUGGAGCUGUUCGGACACACGCACACACACACACACACACACACGGCUUCAGAGGUCACGCAGAGGUUGGAGCGGGUCAGGGAGUGUACCGCCAUCUACUACACACAACGCUUCCAGGUGCGUCCCCUGUCGCGUAAGAGCUGGCUGACGCGGGGUGUGUGUGUGAGCGGCGUGUGGGCGCUGGGCAGUGUGUGGUCGGGCCUGUGGGGGGGGCAGCACAGUCUGCAGCGUGGCUCCUUCAACCAGCGGCAGCAGCAGCGCACACACACCUGGCGCCAGCGCCUCACACACACACCCUUCCGUCAGUGGGCCGAGCGGCACCGCGCGCACACACACACACACCCCGAGGGCCUGGACGCGUGUGUGGCGCUGAGCGGCCCGCACGGACACGACCCCCUCACCUGGUACCUGGUCGUGGGCGGCGCCCUGCCCGAGGUGCGCAGCUCGCCCUUCUGUGAGCCGGGGCUGCUGGGAUUGCUCAACCAGGCGCUGGCGGAGAGCAGCGGUCAGCAGGUCGGAGGUCACAGGGUCGCCGAGGGGGCGCUGCGUCCGCAGAUGCCUGUGUGCUUCGGCUGCGCGAACACCUCCCCCCCCGCCCUGCUGGCAGAGCUGUGCGGCCGCAACCAUGUCACUUUCUGUCUGGUGCUCGGCGAGCAGUCCUGGUGGGGCGUGUCCUCGUCGCUAGGGGGCGUGGAGUUCUGCCCUGACCCGUGUCCAGCCCCGUGGCCUGGCGUCCGGCCCCUCCUGCACGACGGCGAGCCGGCCUAUCAGAGCGCCCUGCUGCGGUGUGUGCUGGCGGCGCUGCCACGGCUCCCGGCGGGCGGCACCCUGGUGGUCCCGCUGCGCUCGGCGCUGACCCGCGUGACGGCCGGCCUGGUGCUGGCGCUGCACCUGUGCUUCGGCUCGCUGACCUUCCGCUGCCCCAGCCCCGGGCCCCCCGUGGCCCUGCUGUGUGUGGGCAUGAUGCCCGCCAUGCCCCCCCGCCUGAUGCCCGCGCUGCAGGACGCGCUGGACCAGAUGCAGCGGCUGGAGGGGGGGCCAGAGCAGCUGCUGCAGAUCGCCCCCAUGGAGGAGCUGCUCAGAGGCCACCUACCUCACUUCCUGUGCUGCCUCAACGCCGCCGUCGCCAGGCAACGCCUGCACCUGCUGCUGCAGCAGGACCAGGCCAGCUGAGCACCACACACACACACACACACACACACACACACACACACACAUAUAUAUAUACACACACACACACAUAUA
Molecule: messenger RNA, 2483 nt
Organism: Alosa alosa (allis shad)
Lineage: Eukaryota; Metazoa; Chordata; Actinopteri; Clupeiformes; Clupeidae
Gene: cmtr2
Product: cap methyltransferase 2
Biological process (GO): 7-methylguanosine mRNA capping
Cellular component (GO): nucleus; cytoplasm
Molecular function (GO): methyltransferase cap1 activity
Source: RefSeq, a predicted model, not a curated record